CCCAGCAGAUGGCGCUGCUUGCCUUCGACCCGGCAGGUUUGAAAAGUAGUUCGAACAACUUCGUUGUAUUUGUUUUCAUGUUGGCAUCAUCAUGGCAAACAUCAGUCUUGAAAUCGACGAUUAUUUUAUGCAUUUAGAAGAAAAACGACUUAACAGUUUCCAGAACUGGCCAUAUGAAGCAGAGCACGAAUGUACUGCUGCAAAGUUGGCUGCUGCCGGGUGGUAUCACAUCCCCACUGACCAGGAGCCAGAUGCUGUCCGCUGCUUUGUCUGCCUCAAAGAACUGGAUGGAUGGGAGCCCAAUGAUGACCCAUGGAAGGAACAUAUGAAGCACUCCCCCCAGUGCCCGUUUCUCAAGCUGCCCAAGACAACUGGUAAGAUGACAGUGGAACAGUUGCUCAACCUGGAGAUAAAGAGAUGGUCACUCAAAAUGCGUAAGAUCUUAGAUGCCAGAAUAGAAGAAUACAAGAUCCAAGCUGAUGCAGUCCGAGAUGCCAUGAAGAAUCUGGUGGAUAACUGACGUAUUACACCUGUGAAAAACCAGACACACAAGACAUUUUACACUUGAUAUCACUGAAAUCUUUGCUACCUUGUUUCACCUGCCUGCUGUCAUUAUUCUCUUGAAGCAACCUCCUCCCUUUACACAAUGUAUACUAUCAACAUCUUCAUAACACAAACAUACCAUUGUCAUUACUCUUGUAUUGUCACAAGUGUUUAGGUGAUUUUGCAAUCUCCUUGAAAUCAAAUUUUAGUUGUUAUUACCAUUAAACAAAUUUCUGAGGGCAUCCCAUUACAGGUCACAAUGUCCUUUCACCAACUUCAACCAUCAAUGAAAGUACUAAACAAAAAGCCAGAAAGCAGCUAUCUUCAGCUUUACAGCACACAUUUUCAAAAUGGUGCCUUCCUUUGAAGACUAAACUUUGAAAAGUUUCAAUUCAAAACUGAAAACUGAAAGAAUUCUUGAAUGUCAGAUUUAUCUGAAACUACAGUCAGAUGAUGACUUCUUUGAGAGGCAUAUAGAAGUUGGAGCAGUAAGGAAGGAUAACAAUAUAUGGAUGAACAACUUCUUUAUUGCUGUGGCGAUGUUUCGGUGUAGGUUGUAACACCGUUAUCAAGCAAGUAUCAUCCAUAUAUUGUUAUCCUUCCAGAGGAUAACAAUAGCCAGAGGAUGGAUUUGACAGAAUCAGCUGUACAUGUUAUUCAGAAUACCCUGUGUUAGCAGUUUCAAGUUUACAGGUUUGAAAACAUCACCUUCCUGAUUUGCUUAGAAAACACUUCAAUUGGUCAGCUGAAAGAUUGUAGUCAGUUGACCUGUAAUGGAAUGUCGUGAUUUCUUUGUUUAUUAGUUUCAGUAACUAAAAUCUGAUUUAGAUUACAUUGGUGAUGUGGAAACAGAGAACCUGGAUGUGUGCAAUGUGUGGCUGACACAACACCCGCGUGUGUGUGCUAUGUGUGGCUGACAGAACACACCUGGGUGUGUGUUGAAUGUGUGGCUGACACAACACACCUGAGCAUGUGCAAUGUGUGGUUGACACAACGUGUGUGUGUGUGUGUGUGCAAUGUGUGGCUGACAACACACCCGUGUGUGUGUGCUAUGUGUGGCUGACACACACACACCUGGAUGUGUGCAAUGUGUGGCUGACAACACACCUGGGCGUGUGCAAUGUGUGGCUGACAACACACCUGGAUGUGUGCAAUGUGUGGCUGACAACAUACCCGUGUGUGUGUGCUAUAUGUGGCUGACACACACCUGGAUGUGUGCAAUGUGUGGCUGAUACACACACCUGGGCGUGUGCAAUGUGUGGCUGACACACACCUGGGCAUGUGCAAUGUGUGGCUGACACACACACCUGGGCGUGUGCAAUGUAUGGCUUACAGAACACACCUGGGUGUGUGCAAUGUGUGCCUGACAGAACACCUGGGUGUGUGCUAUAUGUGGCUGACGGACAGGACACAACUAUUUAUCAUUCAUAAACUUAGCAGUAACUGCUAUGCAUUGUUUAGAUUGUUUGCCAAUGUAUAUAAUAAAACUUAUACACAAUA
Haliotis rubra (blacklip abalone) is the source of this 2043-nucleotide messenger RNA. RefSeq names its product baculoviral IAP repeat-containing protein 5.2-like. The record is from RefSeq and is a predicted model, not a curated record. The transcript has 4 exons. Lineage: Eukaryota; Metazoa; Mollusca; Gastropoda; Lepetellida; Haliotidae. Bases 92 to 520 code for a protein of 142 amino acids.